This is a messenger RNA of Acaulospora colombiana, 699 nucleotides long. Lineage: Eukaryota; Fungi; Glomeromycota; Glomeromycetes; Diversisporales; Acaulosporaceae. The record is from the annotation of a GenBank genome assembly.
AUUGAAGAGAAGGAUAACAUAGUUACGGCUCACUUUGAGAAUGGUCAGACACUGACGGCGGACUUAUUGAUUGGAUGCGAUGGCAUCCACUCCGUCACACGCACCUAUGUACUCGGAGACGACUCGAGUCCACGAUUUACAGGUGCAAGUGUUAUCUUGGGUCUAACCAAAGUCACCCCUGAAGAUAUGAACGAUGCGGGUAUCAAGUUUAAUGUAUUCCCAUCCAAGGAUCCUGCGGGUGGAGAAGCAGGUUGGAACAAGAGUGACCAUUCCACUGAGCAGUUUACAAAGAUGGUAGAAGGUAGAAUUGAAGGGUGGAAGGCGACGUUCCCCUCACUCCUUAUUUCCAAGCCAAUCAGAGCGUUCCCCGUUGGCCUGUACGACCGACCGCCAAUUCAAAAGUGGCAUAGAGGAAGAGUGGGUGCUCAAAUGGCGUCGGAGAGUGCGAUCAUUCUUGCUCGACUCCUCGCUGAACAUUCACCUUCCGACGAGCUUUUUGAACGAUAUGUUGCGCUUCGAAGAAAAAGGACAGAUGCUGUUACUGGAAACUCGGGAAGAGCUCUGAACAAUCUACUUGCGGACGGCCUUUGGGAAAUCAUUCGAGACACGGGUAUCUACCUAUUUGGAGGAUUCUUCAUUCGAAGUGGAAUGAUGGGACACAUUGGCUAUGACGCUGGCACAGCUCCUCUCGAUGCUUGA